ACAGAGGACAGAGGACAGAGCGGCAGGAAAAGGAUCAGGGAUUACGGGGAUUGUGGACUUCUGAGAUUUGAGCCAAUGCCAGGGAUCAGAGUGUGAGGCCCCCUCAGGCUUCCAACUUGUAUUUGCACCUUUGAAACACAGAGACACGCGUCACAUCUCAAAGAUGGCGAAAGUGUGCAUUUUUGGCAUUCUCCUUCUCUGCUUGAUGGACGGACUCUCAGCCAGAGCCUUGGACGACAGGAGGACCAAAGGUCAUCGAGUCUCCAGGCCCCUUAUUGUUCCAGGUUCCCCUGAAAACACCACAGCGGUGGUGGGUGGUCAGGCAACGCUGCUGUGUAAAGUCCACAGGCCAGCAUCCACCAAGGUGCAGUGGCUGAAGACAGAGAGAGUUUCUUCAGCAGAGAGCAAGGAGGAACCGUCUCACCUCAGGGCGCUGACGGUCCUGCAGAGCAAUGGCUCUAAAGUUCACACGCUGCAUCUGUCAAACAUCACCAUGGAGGAUGCAGGAGAAUAUAUCUGCAUGGCUGAGAGCAUCCAUGGAGGGCAGACCGUGCAGGCGAUGCAGUCAGCGUGGCUGGACGUCCUGCCUGAAACCAUCAUUUCAAGCACAGUAGACCUGACUGCUGCUCAAACCUCCCCAGAUGUUCUCGAGGACCUGAAUGAGGACACCACGGAGCAUCUUCUUUUAGAACCAGGCAAUGUUCUGAAACUGCGCUGUGACACGAACACUCGGCCUGGAAUGGCUGUCAACUGGUACAAAGAGGGAGCCCGGGUUCUGCCCACACCCAGGAUCCAGGUCCGUGGGAUCAUCAUGGAGAUAACGGACAUAACAUACGAGGAUUCAGGGGUUUAUGUUUGCGUUCUCCGUGGGAGCAAAGAACCCGUGAGGAACUUCACCAUCACUGUGUUGGACACGUUAGGGUCCGGAGAUGAUGAUGAAGACAAUGGUUUGGAUGAUUCUUCAGCAGAAAUAGAAAACGACCAGGUUUACAUCAGCCGAGGUCCGUACUGGACUCACACGCAGCGUAUGGAGAAGAAGCUGUACGCUGUUCCUGCAGGCAACACCGUGAAGUUCCGGUGUCCAGCCAUGGGCAGCCCCAUGCCAAGCAUUAGGUGGUUCAAAAAUGGACGUGAAUUCAGAGGAGAGCACCGCAUCGGAGGCAUUAAGCUGAGGCAUCAACACUGGAGUCUGGUGAUGGAGAGCGUUGUUCCGUCAGACAGAGGAAACUACACCUGCGUGGUGGAAAACAAAUAUGGAGCCAUCUCUCACAGCUACGUCCUGGAUGUCCUGGAGCGCUCCCCUCACAGACCCAUCCUCCAGGCCGGUCUACCGGCCAACACCACAGCAGUGGUGGGUAGUGAUGUCCAGUUCCACUGUAAGGUCUACAGCGACGCUCAGCCUCACAUUCAGUGGCUCAAACAUAUUGAGAGAAACGGCAGCCGCUACGGCCCUGAUGGGACGCCGUACGUCCAGGUCCUUAAGACUGGCAGCCUGAACAUGUCAGAAGUGGAGGUGCUAUACUUGUCCAAAGUGACCAUGGAAGAUGCAGGAGAGUACACCUGUCUGGCUGGAAACUCAAUAGGUUACGCCUACCAGUCUGCCUGGCUGACCGUCCUCUCUGAGGAGGAAGCAGCAGAUGCUAUGGACACCAUGGAGACCAAGUACACCGACAUCAUCAUCUACGCCUGUGGAUUCCUAGCUCUGAUCAUGGCCAUCAUCAUCGUGGUGUUGUGUCGAAUGCAGGUCCAACCCAGAGGGGAGCCGUUCGAUGCCCUCCCAGUUCAGAAACUGUCCAAGUUCCCACUGCGUAGACAGUACUCAGUCGACUCCAACUCAUCGGGGAAAUCGAGUGCAUCUCUAAUGAGAGUAGCUCGCCUUUCAUCCAGCUGCUCUCCCAUGUUGGCUGGAGUCAUGGAGUUUGAGCUGCCCUACGACCCCGACUGGGAGUUCCCCAGAGAGAAUCUAACUUUGGGUAAACCUCUGGGAGAAGGCUGCUUCGGUCAGGUGGUCAGGGCUGAGGCCUACGGGAUCAACAAGGACGGUCUAGACCAGGCCACCACUGUAGCGGUUAAGAUGCUGAAAGACGACGCAACAGACAAAGAUUUGGCCGAUCUCAUUUCGGAGAUGGAGUUGAUGAAGGUGAUGGACAAACACAAGAACAUCAUCAAUCUGCUGGGAGUCUGCACACAGGAUGGGCCUCUGUAUGUGCUGGUGGAGUACGCCUCCAAAGGCAGUCUGAGGGAAUACCUGAGGGCGCGGCGACCUCCAGGCAUGGACUACACCUUUGAUGUGACCAAGGUGCCUGAGGAGCAGCUCACCUUCAAAGACCUGCUGUCCUGUGCCUACCAGGUGGCCAGAGGGAUGGAGUACCUGGCCUCUAAAAGGUGCAUCCACAGAGAUUUGGCAGCGAGGAACGUCCUGGUGACUGAGGACAACGUGAUGAAGAUCGCCGACUUUGGCCUGGCCAGAGGAGUCCACCAGAUUGACUACUACAAGAAAACCACCAAUGGUCGUCUGCCAGUGAAGUGGAUGGCACCUGAGGCCCUGUUUGACAGAGUCUACACACACCAGAGUGACGUGUGGUCAUUUGGCGUCCUGAUGUGGGAAAUCUUCACGUUGGGCGGCUCGCCGUACCCUGGCAUCCCAGUGGAAGAGCUGUUCAAACUGCUGAAAGAAGGCCAUCGAAUGGACAAACCCUCCAACUGCACACACGAACUCUACAUGAUGAUGCGUGAGUGCUGGCAUGCCGUUCCCACCCAGAGGCCGACCUUCAAACAGCUGGUGGAGGAGCUGGAUAAGGGUCUUCUGUCCAUUUCUGACGAGUACUUAGACCUGUCGACGCCCUUCGAACAGUAUUCUCCGUCGUGCGAGGACACAUCAAGCUCCUGCUCUUCUGAUAACGACUCAGUUUUCACCCAUGACGCUUUGUCCACCGACCCGUGUCUCCUGGCCUACCAGGACGUCCACUCCCAGAUGGUUAUGAAGACGGCACUCCGAUAGACUCCGAACGCACCACGCACAGGUUCACACGAGCAUUUCAAAGAUUUGAGCUUUCAUGGCACCAGGCAAAAGCCCUUAAAAGAUAGAAGUGGGCAUCUGUUACACACACACACACAGACACACACACACACAACACCACACACAGACACAUGCACAUGGAGCACUGAGGCCGGUGGGCUUCAUCAUUUGAUGAAGUUUCACAAAAGUUUGAGAAACCUCCCAAUUUUGCGCAGGAGACGGACAGAGGAGAAGAGGACGAAGGAAACAUGGUACUUUGGACUAUCGGCUCUGGCACUGUGUCCAAGAACAGCUGUAACGUUUGAAAACUGCGGCACUAAACUCAACAGAAGAGACUCUGACACUCGAAACAGCUCCGAAUGCUCACCACAGGGAGAGGAAGGACUAUGAUCUCCUUAUAUAAACUCUACGUAAAGACAUUUUAACAAAAAGAUUUAUUUUGAUAUGAUAAAAAAAGAAGAUACGGAUUGUUAAAUAUAAAUCUCUCUAUAUAAGAUUAUUUUACUUUUGUGUUGCUUAUUUAAAGAAGAAAAAAAACAGUCUUAAAAUCUCAGGAUCUUUCGUGCUAAGAAGUUGCUGUAGCAUCAGCAAAGUGCCUGAAGUUAUAAUUUCCUGUGAAGAUAUUAGAAUAUUAAAAUAUAUUAUGUACAUAUCAGCCACAGAAAGACAGUUGCCUUUUAUAAAUUAUUCUGAAUGACACAACAUGAAGGUUAAUGGAGGCUAAAAAGGAGAGAGGAAAGGAGGAAAUGCUAUCCUGAAGUGCCAAAUCUGCCACAGCUGCCACGCUGUCUUCAAGUCUGGGUCUCAUUUCAAUAUAACCUUAACGUUUUGGCAGCUUUUCUCAGCAUUGUCUAAAACAAAGUAUUAUUACACAACAAUCGCUAAUAUUCCGUUGACAACUUAAGCCUUAAAUGUUUGUGGUGAGGAGAAAACAUGAAUCAAACUUUAAUGGACGGCUUUAUUGUUUUGGAAUCAAACAGUUGCUGCUGCAGUUUGUGGCUGAAUUCCAGCGAGAGCUCCACAAUAGUUGUUGUUGUUGUUGGACCAUAACCACAAAUUUACUAAAUGUUUGGGAUGUAAAAUAUAAGAAGCAGCAAUGUGGUCCGACCAGGUCUCCAGACCCCGGAGGUCACGAGACAGGCUCAGUUACAAGUCGAGAACCACCGCGUCAAGUUCAAUCUACCGCUGUGUAACUCAGUCUGUGGCUGCGUCGCCGCUUUGUCACAGACAGUGUGUCCACGGUGGGAUUCACUCUGACCAUUCAGUGCUGGGACUCUGUGAGGGGCUUGGCCAGGCCCAGGGUCGCUGCUGACAAGGAGAGGAGGAGGAGGAGGAGGAGGAGGAGGAGGGGGACACUGAAUGUGAAAGCCAGUGUGAUUGAUUUCAAAUAGAGGAGAAGGGGGGAGGGAGCCUCCUUUGUCUUGGUGUAACCCUUCACCCAGCCCAAUCUGUUGGUGAGGGUUCCUCAGGUCUGCAGCCCUCGCUGGACAAUGAAGGCUUUGCAGGCUUAAUGGGUGCGACCACAGACCAGAGGGAGUUUUUUGGGGGGGUGGGGGUGGAGUUGGUGGUGGUUGGGAUAGCUUGGGCUUGUGUGCAAAUGAAGAGGCUCUUAUUAUGGUAAUGUCUCCUCCUCUCCCUCACAAACGCCCCCUAUCUUUAUCCACGGCCUGCAUCUUUUUUAAAUUACAAAUCUUAAUUCUCAUCUGUCUCCUCGCCACUGCCGCCACAACCAGCUGCAAAAAUGUUGCCCCGUGGUGUAAAAUACUAAGCUGGCCGUCCCCGACCUCCGGAGUCUGACCACUGUAGAAACAGCUGAGUUUAGCUUCAUUUAAAGGACCACAUAACAAUGACAUGGCUGUCGUAACACUCGCUGGUCACAUGUUAUUACUUCCAGAGUCACAUGUAACACUCCAGCAUUACUCUCGUCCUUGUUUGAAACGGUGUCAAAAAGUCAAAAUGUCAAACAGUGCGGGUUUCAUCCCACAGCGAUCUCCGAUCAUCACACUGGCGUGAACCGUUCUGUCAUAGAAGGAUUACCGUAAUCUAUGCUGCUCAUUUGUCUACAUUUUAUGCUGCCAAUCUCAUUGUGACAGCUGGUGUCUCUGAUGACGGAGAUCUCGUUGUGGAAUGAAACUCCAACCAUUCCCACAAAGUGUCCGGUUCCUUUGGCAUCUUUACAUUCCAGUUAUUCCAGACUCAAGAUGUAAAUCACAAUCACAAUGUUCUUAAACUUUUUCCUCAAGAGAAUUAUUUUAGAAAAUAUCUAAUUUAUUUGUUUAUUGUUGUUGUUUUUAUAUGAAAUAAAGU
This is a messenger RNA of Cynoglossus semilaevis (tongue sole), 5326 nucleotides long. RefSeq names its product fibroblast growth factor receptor 4 (gene fgfr4). Gene Ontology annotation, molecular function: ATP binding; fibroblast growth factor receptor activity; fibroblast growth factor binding. Gene Ontology annotation, biological process: regulation of bile acid biosynthetic process; positive regulation of kinase activity; cell surface receptor protein tyrosine kinase signaling pathway. The record is from RefSeq and is a predicted model, not a curated record. NCBI's taxonomy places the organism in Eukaryota, Metazoa, Chordata, Actinopteri, Pleuronectiformes, Cynoglossidae. Gene Ontology annotation, cellular component: plasma membrane; signaling receptor complex. The transcript is spliced from 21 exons. Bases 164 to 3001 code for a protein of 945 amino acids.